GUAAUAAUUCUCAUAGGAAAUAAAGCAGAUUUGGAGGCACAGAGAGAUGUUACAUAUGAAGAAGCCAAACAGUUUGCUGAAGAAAACGGCUUAUUGUUCCUUGAAGCAAGUGCAAAAACGGGAGAGAAUGUAGAAGAUGCUUUCCUUGAGGCUGCCAAGAAAAUCUAUCAGAACAUUCAGGAUGGAAGCCUGGAUCUGAAUGCUGCCGAAUCUGGUGUACAACACAAACCCUCAGCCCCUCAGGGAGGACGGCUAACCAGUGAACCCCAACCCCAGAGAGAAGGCUGUGGCUGCUAGUGACCUCUUUGCUGUGGCCCCUCAUUUGACCUUUCACCUCUGUCUGUUGGAAGCAGUACUUUUUACUGCCUUGUUGUCUUCUGUACAUCUUACUGGGUUUAAUUAAAAAAAAGAAAAAGAAAAAACAACUCUAUUGUACAAACAGUUUAACAUAAUACUAAACUGCUAAACAACUAGAUGUAAUCAGGUUAUCAAAGGCAAGUAGAGUAAUAAAUCUCUCCUGCAUGGUAAAUCUAGACUUUUUUCCCCCUGAUCGUCCUCGUGAUAGGUAUGUCACCAACAUUUGAUUUAAACUGAGCACUGAUGCUGGACUUGAUGAUUUUUACUCUUUUUGGCAAGGCUUUGUCUCACUGUACGGUUUAAUUUGAUAUCUUUGGUCUUUUUCCCCAACUUUAACCGUUCCAAUGUGUCUGUUGUAACCAAUUUCAUUGCUGUGAAAUGACUUCAGAUGGGAGGGGGGUGUUCUACAGCUGCUUUUGUUUUUGUUUUUUGUUGGAUAAAUUCCCUGUUGUAGGUGUGGCAUUGCUCUUGAUGAGGUUUGCUUAUCCUUGCACAGGGAAAAACACCCAUUUAUCUUUUCUCUUGUGCUUAAUAGCUUUAUCUUUUUUUUAUAUAUAUACCAUUUUAUCCUUUUCUCUUUAGCAGAAAGUAAAUAUGUAUAAAAUUUGAAGGAACCGAACUAACUACAUUCUGUGUAUAUUACUUUAAUGAAGAAAAUAAAUUGAUUACUGGCAUUGGAACAGUAUAAAAUACCAGUUUGUACAGUAUGACCUAUAUGUGACCAUGUUACUCCAUUUCACACACGGAAAUAGACACAACUGCAGUUCACAGGUAAUACCUACUGGCUCCACUCCUUGGUGCUGGCAGUGUUUGGGGACAUAAUGCUGGAAAGUGCUCCUAGCAUCAUCAGAUUAACACUAGCAGAUUCUAUUCCAUCUUUGCACUGUGGCUUACCUGCUGAUUUUCUUAAUUGUUCUUGUGCAAUCAGUAACGUGCUAACCUGCUUUUCUCUUUCUGUAAACGUUUUGCAUUACAGGCUGCAUUCUUGCCUUACUGUAUAGAAAAAGAAAAAAGGCUGGGUUUAUUAUUGCACAUAUUAAGCUUUUAUACCUUUGUCUUCUUGGAAUGGUCAGAUUCUGAACCAGAUAGCCAGAACCGCAAGUCUGCUAUUAAGGGAUUUUAAAUUGUGCAUUUUAACACUACAAUUAAAUAAUUUAAGAUUAUCCAUUUGUUCAUAGCAUGAGGCGUAUGUCAUGUUGACAUACGUUAUUUUGUAAAAGGGAAAGUUUCUAAUGGUGUUUCAGUGUUUGUGCUGAUAGUACAAGUACCCACCUCUGCACAAGGUGGUUUGGCCACUGAAAGAAUAUCUUCUUGGAAGAGAAACAAUCUUACUUCUUCAGACAACAAACUUAAGAGUUUUACUAAGUUCUUCUGUUGAUUGAGUUCUAGUUGAGUUUAUGGUUCUGUGACUGGGAAUUGAGAAGUUGUUUGAAGUGUAGGAUAAGUAAGCCUGAGCAUAUGAUAUAAAAUGCACUCAGCUGAACUGAUGUGUUUAAAAUAUACAUUUUAAAUCCCUCUUUACAGACACUAAGGUAAAAUUAAAUCUUCCUGGGUUAUAAACAUGGUAGUUCGAGUAUUGUAUAGUCAAUGUUAAAUAAAAGCCAAAACUGGAAUGUGCAGAAAAUAGGAUUUGGUUUGUUGUGGACUUUUUAUUUUUGUCUUUAACUUUUUAAAAAAAGUAAGAUUCCUGGAGUAGAUUGGUUUGUCUGUUAAAGGCUUACAGUGAUCCAUUUUGCUUACACUAUUGCACCACAAGGGACCCUGGGACCAUGACCUGCUGGUGUGUAUAUAUUUACAAAACAAAGCAAACAAACCACCCAUUGGGAUAUAAGAUAGCAGUCACAAGACUGUGGCUUGUUUAGGUGCAAUAUCCUGGUUCCCAAAGGUAGUUACAUGGGUCUAAAUGUUGUGACAGGAUUUAUUCAGACUGCUGUACUCUUCAUUUGAUGUAUCAAAAUGCUAUUAAUCUAAAUAUUUGUAAAUAAAGCACUUGUAUCUAGAUUAAAUUAAAA
This is a messenger RNA of Castor canadensis (American beaver), 2369 nucleotides long. Lineage: Eukaryota; Metazoa; Chordata; Mammalia; Rodentia; Castoridae. The record is from RefSeq and is a predicted model, not a curated record.